Messenger RNA from Fundulus heteroclitus (mummichog), 1513 nucleotides. RefSeq lists its product as uncharacterized. The coding region runs from base 116 to 880 and encodes 254 amino acids. NCBI's taxonomy places the organism in Eukaryota, Metazoa, Chordata, Actinopteri, Cyprinodontiformes, Fundulidae. The transcript is spliced from 5 exons. The record is from RefSeq and is a predicted model, not a curated record.
GCUGUUUCCACAUUCUGCUGCUUAAAAAUCCCAGACACCUGCUGCUUUUGACCAGUUCUCCUGCAGAGCGCCUCCAUUACUUCGCCCUGAGCUUCAUCUCCCACAUGGAGCAGCGAUGCUGACGGGCCAUGAGCUGCAGGACAGCACGCAGCGUUCACUCCCAGACCUCAGCGAUGUUCAGGCAGCAAACCCGAUGGAGCGGCUCGCUCUGAGUUGCAUGAUGUGCAAGAUGGACUCCAGCACAGAUUCAGACUCGGAGAUCAGCCCGAGGUGGUCGGACACCAGCACUCUGGGAUGUGUGAGCAGCGCAGCAGAAGGCAGAACCUCCGGCCGGGCCGUGCCGCUGGCGCACAGGUCUGCAGGACGACACGGCUGCUGCUCGGUGUUUUUGGACCCGUACGACGGCAGCUCAGAGGAUUCGGAUGAGUCGCGCGGCGGUACCAGCCGGCAGACGAGGCAUCUCGUUAAAGGAGGAGGAGGAGGAUGGAGGCGACUGCUCCUUCAUCACGCUGCCUCUUUAACGGUCAGUGAAACGGGGACGAACGGCACCAGGGACUCUUUGAGACGUCGGUCUAAGGUUCAAGCAGACGCCGGCGAGGCCCGGAUGAAGUGCGCAGGAUGCAGGAGGACUCCAGAGGAAACCAAGGACGUCCACGCCAUGGAUGUGGAGGCGCCGCCGGACGCAGCCAGAUGCUGCACGCCCGGACAUGACGCCUCGGAGGAAAGGACCCCAACUCAGACGCUGAGCAGCGGCUGCCAGAGAUCCCUCAGGCCUCCCUGCAAGAGGAAGGAGCCGCCUCCUCCUCCUCCUGGACCGGAGGCCGAGCCGAGGAAGAGGCAGUGUGUAGAAAACAUGGAGGAUGAAGAGCAGGACUCGUAGCGCACGCAGGCGUCCAGAAACUCAGACUGUUUAGAUGUGGAUGAUGGAAUUUGUUUAAACCUGCUUUGAUUUGCCAGGAACAUUAUUAUUAUUAUUAUUAUUAUGGGUUAAAGAUUUCUUGUUCAGAUUAAGUUCCUCCUGAUUUUAACAUGAACUCAGUUGUUAAACGUUGUUGGGAUUUUAGCCCCGAAUCUGAUUGGAUGACGAGCCGCGGAAGCUUCCCUUCAUUCACUGAUCCAGAUGUGAAGCUUUGGUAACUUCAUGUUGACUUAAUGUAAAACAAAAAUGUUUGCAUUUCAUGGAGCCUUUGUUUAAAUAAAAUAAAAAAAGGUGCAACUGAGACAAAGUUGUGUUGGACCGCUACAGAUGGGGUCCGGUUGGUUUAUCUGAGUGGGUUUGGAGUUGGUUCUGGAUCUUCAGUUAUAUUCAGGUGUACGUGAUGCAAUGGCCUCUUUAUAAGCUUCCUGGGGUCUUUGGUAGGAGAACCAGCCCUGGAAGUCCUCCACCGGGCUUUACUGUGGGGCUUGACAUCUGGAGACCAGUGUUAAAAUCUGACUUCAUUCUUGAAAAUAGUUUAAUUAUUCGGACAAAAUGUACAAUUUUAUAUGCAGUUUUUUUUACUUGAAAUAAAGG